AUGAACACAUCUUGUGUCUUUCUAGCCCUGAAAAUAACAAAAGUCAAUUGGCAAUCCAAACUAAAUAAAGCUGCCCACCACACCUCUGAUUACAGCAGCACAGAAGCAAUCUUCAGGAGAGGGCAGCCUUUCCACAUCUCUCUGAACAUCAAAACAACAGUGCAGUCUUGGGACAACUUCACCUUCAUUGCAAGCACAGGACCAUCCCCAGCAGAAUCCCAGCAGACCAAGGCCAUCUUCACCCUUUCAGAGGAGGGUGCCAGUGGCUGGAGUGCAGCCCAAGAGCCCAGUGAGCCUGGCUGGGUGAACUUCACCAUCCUCAGCCCAGCCAGCGCCGUCAUCGGGCGAUACAAACUCAGACUCCAGAUCCUUUCUGGAAGCAAGGUCUUUUCAAAAGUCCUGGGCCAGUUUGUGCUACUCUUCAACCCUUGGUGUCCAGAUGAUGAUGUCUACAUGGCUAAUGAGAAGGAGAGACAGGAGUAUGUCCUGAAUGACAGUGGAAUCAUAUUUCAGGGACUGGAAAAAGACAUUCAGCAAGAAGCUUGGAACUAUGGACAGUUCGAAGAGGAUAUCCUUGAUAUCUCUCUGGCUAUACUGGAUCGGAGCCUGAAGCACCGAGAAGAUCCGGCUGUUGAUGUAUCCAACAGGAACAACCCUGUCUAUGUGAGCAGGGUGAUCAGUGCUAUGGUCAACAGCAAUGACGAGAAGGGAGUGGUGGAAGGGAAGUGGACCGGGAAGUACCGCUCGGGAACAAACCCCCUGCAGUGGAGCGGCAGCGUGACCAUCCUUCGCAAGUGGUACAGGGGCAGGUACAGACCUGUCCGCUACGGCCAGUGCUGGGUCUUUGCAGGAGUCACCUGCACAGUGCUGAGAUGCUUGGGAAUACCUACCCGUGUUAUUACCAACUUCAACUCUGCCCAUGACAGCAAUAUAAAUCUGACUAUUGAUAAGUACAUUGACAUGUCUGGAAAGACCCUGCACUUGACUGAAGACAGUGUGUGGAACUUCCAUGUCUGGAAUGAAAGCUGGUUCGCAAGAAGAGAUCUUGGUUCUUUUUAUGAUGGAUGGCAGGUUCUGGAUGCAACACCCCAGGAAAAAAGCAAAGGCAUCUAUCAGUGUGGUCCUGCCUCCAUCAGAGCCAUUAAAGAAGGGGAUGUGAACCUGGACUAUGACAGCCCAUUUGUGUUUGCAGCAGUGAAUGCUGACUGUGUAACUUGGAUUCGCUACAGCAAGAAAAGGAAAGAGAGGAUUUACUCCAACACCAGGAAGAUUGGGAAGUGUAUCAGCACCAAAGCAGUGGGCACCAACUCCCGUGUGGAUGUCACUGCUAAUUACAAAUAUCCAGAAGGAUCCUCAAAAGAAAGGCAGGUGUACAAAAAAGCACUGAAGCUGCUUGGUGUGAGAAGAACUGGGAAAAAACCCAAAAUUAGAAAACCUAGAAGACGAUUUUCAAGGGCACAGCCUGCACAAACCCCCAGCAUCUCAGGGAAGCUGAUCCUCGAUGCAUCUCCUGUCAUUGGCCAGGACAUCCUCCUUACCUUGUCACUCAGAAACUUGAUCUCAGAUUUCAAGACCAUAAAAGUUAAAUUGAAGGCUUCAGCCAUUCUCUACACAAGAAGACCAAAGGCAGAGAUUUUAGAGCUGUGUAGGUCUAUUAAACUCGGAUCUGAAGAAGUGAAAGAGUUUUCCUUCGGGAUCCCCUAUUCCCAAUACAAAAACUCCCUGAUGGAUGACAGGAAGAUCCUGGUGACUGCUGUGUGCCAAAUCAAAAAGGGAGCCUCGCUCCUGGUUGAGAAGGAUAUUGUACUUCAGGAUCCUUUUCUCACCAUCAAGGUGCUUGGUCCAGCAGUGGUACACCAGGCUGUUGAUGUGGAGGUCACAUUUACCAACCCACUGUCUGAAGAGGUGACAGACUGUGUGCUGAGGGCUGAAGGUAGUGGCCUGCUCAGAGAGCAGCUCAGAAUCAAUGUGGCAAGAAUGGCCCCCAUGGAGACUUCAACAGUCCGGUUUGAAAUCAUUCCCUACAGGAGUGGCGCCAGGCAGCUUCAGGUGGACUUGGUUUGCAUCCAUUUUUCAGACAUUAAGGGAUUUGUGACGCUUGACGUGGCUCCUGCUCAGUGA
This is a messenger RNA of Myiozetetes cayanensis, 2121 nucleotides long. RefSeq names its product protein-glutamine gamma-glutamyltransferase 6-like. The transcript has 12 exons. Gene Ontology annotation, biological process: peptide cross-linking. The coding region runs from base 1 to 2121 and encodes 706 amino acids. Gene Ontology annotation, molecular function: protein-glutamine gamma-glutamyltransferase activity. The record is from RefSeq and is a predicted model, not a curated record. NCBI's taxonomy places the organism in Eukaryota, Metazoa, Chordata, Aves, Passeriformes, Tyrannidae.